This is a messenger RNA of Ectocarpus sp. CCAP 1310/34, 1633 nucleotides long. NCBI's taxonomy places the organism in Eukaryota, Phaeophyceae, Ectocarpales, Ectocarpaceae. The record is from the annotation of a GenBank genome assembly.
UUCAAGGCAAGACUUGUAGCGCGGGGGGACAUGCAGAGGGCUUCGAUUGAUUUUGGAGAAUUGUUUGCACCCACCGUAUCAGUGUCCAGUGUGCGCUUGUUGGCAGCAUUAGCAUGCGAGCAGAAUCUUGACUUGUGCCAUUUCGAUAUUCAGCAGGCUUUUGUGCAGUCUGAGCUUGAUGAGGAUGUUUUUAUGCGCUUACCGGAGGGGUGUGGUAGGCUAUCUGGCCUGAUCGUGAAGCUGUGCAAGAGUCUGUAUGGCUUGAAGCAGGCAUCACGACAUUGGCAUGCGCACCUGACGAGGUGUUUGCUACUUUUAGGUUUUUUGCAGUGUCUGGCGGAUGCAUGUGUUUUUCGAUUGAUGGAGGAGGGACAUGUGGCCAUGAUCAUCGUGGUCCACGUCGAUGAAAUUUGUGCUGUAGGGCAGAAGGAGUGGUGUGACAAGUUUGGCAGGGAUCUCAACGAGAUGGUCCCCGUGAAGAACCUUGGAGAGUUGAGGUGGUACUCCGCGUGCUUUUACGAGAGAGACGUAGAGAGAGGGCUGAUGGCAAUUGCCGACGUCUUGAAGGAAGUGUUGUUCUUGAGGCAGGUGUGGCGUUUUAUUUUGCCAGAUGCGAGUAUGCCGUGCAUCCCGGAGUUCGAGGAUUAUCAGGGAGCGAUUUCCGAUUGCGCACAACCCGAUCACGAACUCCAACUCGAAGCAUCGAUGUACGGCAUCACUUUAUCAGGGAGCUGGUAGAGAGGAAAGAGAUUUCAAUUACUCAUGUGCCGACGCAAGUUCAGCAUGCAGAUUUCUUGACCCAGGCUAUUAGGAAGGAGUCUUUUGCGUUGCACCGUGACUUUGUGAUGAACUUGCAGUGAAGGAAGUGUUUUGGGGUCGAUUCGUAUUCUGUAGCGGAGGGAUGAAGAGAGAGACGAGAUUGGACAAGAGAAAGAGAGAGUCUGAUGAAGGUGGGCUAUUAGAUAUAUUGGGGGUACUCGUGGCAAAGUAUGACGGGGGCUUUGUCCCCCAAGUGGUGAGAGUAGCCGCUGCUCACAACCAAGAUUAUAGUAGUGCCAUGGGAGAUGGUGGUGCUGCUGUUGGCUUUGGAUACGGAGCCACAACCCCACGACGGGGUACCAAAGUGUGCGGUACACUUCCCCGUUCAGCGGGAAAUCGAAAGAUUUCAACGAUUGGCUAGAUGAUUUCCGCAUGGCAGACAAUGGCGCAAACCUGUUGGAACAAUUUGACGAGAGCGGGAGCUAGGAGAUCCCCGUCAACAGCCGAAAGAGCAAGUUUUUGCUGUCACAGCAGUACCGGAACGAGCAAGUAGAGCUCGCAUUCCACGCGUGGAACUUCCCGUCUCAUACGUUAAAAGAAAAAGAUCGGAAAAUCAUGAAGAGGGCAGAGACGCCCCAGGGAGCGCUUCGUGAGCUCAAGACCUGAAUCAUCUGUACAGCCGUCAGAGGACCUCAAGUCCCUGACGUCGACUAAGAUCUCUAGAGGUGAAAACCCCCAAAACGUCCUCAAUGAGAUGCUCCAAACGCAAAGUCCUUAACCGAGAAAGGACUAACUGUCAACGAAACGUUCGUCCUUCACCUCUUCCUGGAUGCCCUUUCGGACGAGUAUGCCAUGACAAAGCACAACCUGCGAC